Coffea arabica (coffee) is the source of this 1268-nucleotide messenger RNA. RefSeq names its product RING-H2 finger protein ATL46-like. Gene Ontology annotation, molecular function: ubiquitin protein ligase binding. The record is from RefSeq and is a predicted model, not a curated record. NCBI's taxonomy places the organism in Eukaryota, Viridiplantae, Streptophyta, Magnoliopsida, Gentianales, Rubiaceae.
UCCUCUACCUAGAGAUUCUACCCCAUAUUGUAGGUAAUAAAAUAUUCUCUUUUAAGCAUACCAACUCUGGAGAUUCUUAGAGAAUUUGGCAAUUUGGAUAACCAACUUGAAGAAAAAGGUGAGACAUCUCUUCUUACAUUCUUCUCUUCCUGCCCAUUGCAGAUUCCUCAGAGAGUUUUCCACUUUAUCUCAGAAAUAACAAUUCCAUCCAUGGGCAAAAUCAGUCCAAUAGUUCUACUAGUUAUAAUCAUCCUAGCAGUAAUAUUCUUUGUCUAUGGUUUGCUUCAUCUUCUCUUUAGAUAUUUCAUGAAGAUACCAUCUUUUUCAGCGGUUUCUCAAUCCAAUAGAAACAGAGAAACCUCAGGUUCCCAUGCUCUUCAAAGACAGCUGCAACAACUCUUUCAUAUGCAUGAUUCUGGCCUUGACCAAGCUCUUAUUGAUGCGUUACCAAUCUUUUAUUACAAAGACAUUAUGGGAUUGAAGGAGCCAUUUGAUUGUGCUGUUUGCUUGUGUGAAUUUUCUGACCAAGAUAUGCUAAGAUUACUUCCCCUUUGCAGCCAUGCUUUUCAUCUAAAUUGCAUAGAUACUUGGUUACUAUCAAACUCUACCUGUCCAUUAUGUAGAAGUGUCAUUAGCUCUGGGACUCCUAUUGGAAAUAAGCCUUUGUUUAAUUUUCAUGGAUCAAGAGAAAGAUCGAAUCGCUCUUUGGUGGACUCUGAGAAUGAGCACUAUUGCAACCACAAGCCAGAUAUUAUGCAAGAAAGCGCAAGCGAAAUGAGAGUUUUUUCUGUUAGGCUCGGCAAGUAUAGAAGCAUUAAUGAAGAGGGUAGGAAUGGAGACCAUAGAAGUGAUCAGAUGGAAAUGAUCAGUAGCUGCAACUUGGAUGGAAGGAGGUGCUACUCAAUGGGCACAUUUCAGUAUAUAGUUAAUUCUGAGAUGCAAGUGGCUUUAUCCGAUGGAGGUAGUCUGAAACUAAUCAAAGGUAGUGUUGAUCAAGGAAACUUUGCGCCUGACAAUACGGAAAGAGAAGGAAAGAAGAUCUGUGCUAGGACUAGAAGGGAGAGCUUUUCUGUGUCCAAGAUAUGGCUUUGGUCCAAGGAGGAGAGUUCUCAAAGCUUAUCCGAAAACACAUUAAAUGUGAAUUCUUUUAAUGUUGAUAUGCCUAUGAUUGAAGGAACUCACUAAAUAUCUGCAUCAUCUUCUUGUUGCAUUUCAAUUUUAAAUAGAGAAAUUAAUAAUAUAUAUGCAUCCAAAGGUUAUUCAUGUUA